Molecule: messenger RNA, 1541 nt
Organism: Hibiscus syriacus
Lineage: Eukaryota; Viridiplantae; Streptophyta; Magnoliopsida; Malvales; Malvaceae
Product: vacuole membrane protein KMS1-like
Exons: 8
Coding region: 252-1526 (424 amino acids)
Source: RefSeq, a predicted model, not a curated record
UGUCUCCGUCUCCUCUGUUUCACGCCAAUGGUGCGUGGUCUCUGUCACGAUCACAAUUCCCUAUACGAAAUCUAAUUUCCACUUUUCGAUAACCUUUCUUUUUCAAACAGCAAAUAUUCCCGUUAAUAAUUUAUUCUGUUUUCUUUUUAAAAUCCAUGGCAUCAGUUUUUUUUCAAUUGUUUGAAUACUAUAUAAAUUAAGCUAAAGCUAGAAUUUUCAGAGUGCGAUCUCUGUUUCUUUCUUUGUUUUAGAUGGCGACCACCCAAGGUCAGGAUCUCCUAAUUUCUGAACUUCGUGAGAAGCACAGAGCAGAAUUGGAAAAUCUUACAUUAACAAAUCAGCCCUUAAGAACUCUGAAACUUUUUGUUCUUGCUAUUACUCAGUGGAUUCAUCAAACAAUUCAAAAUCGAGCUGGUUGGUUCAUGUUUUCAAGCACUUUGGCUGGAAGUACUGGGAUUUUGGUCAUCACCGUUGGUAAACAUCAUGAAAUGAUUCAAGAGCUUUUUCAUUAUGUUCAAUUUGGACUUUGGUGGUUGGCCCUUGGGGUUGCAUCAUCAAUUGGUCUUGGAUCUGGUUUGCACACGUUUGUCUUGUAUUUGGGUCCACACAUCGCCUUUUUUACUAUGAAAGCUGUGCAAUGUGGCCGUGUUGAUUUAAAAACUGCUUUAUAUGACACGAUUCGACUGAACACCGGUCCUUCAUGGCUGAAUAAAAAUUGCUCCGAAUAUGGACCUCCAUUGUUCUCAUCAGCACAUGGUUCUAGAGUUCCACUCAGUAGCAUAUUGCCUCAGGUUCAAUUAGAGGCCAUCUUAUGGGGUAUUGGAACUGCACUAGGGGAGCUCCCUCCAUACUUCAUAUCUAGAGCAGCUCGGAUAUCAGGUAGCAAGUUGGAUAUCAUGUAUGAUUUUGGUUCUUCUCCAAUGGAAGAUGGUAGUAACACAUCCAAUCAUCUGAAACAGAUUAAGAAUUGGCUACUUUCACACUCCCAAUACUUGAACUUCUUCACAAUCUUAGUUCUUGCUUCGGUUCCGAAUCCACUAUUCGACCUUGCUGGUAUCAUGUGUGGGCAAUUUGGUAUUCCAUUUUGGAAAUUCUUUCUAGCAACACUACUGGGAAAGGCAAUUAUUAAAACUCACAUUCAGACGGUUUUUAUCAUCUCAGUUUGCAACUAUCAGCUUCUCGACUUCAUUGAAAACGAGUUCGUUAGAGUGCUCAGCUUCAUUCCCGGACUAGCCACCAUCAUGCCUAACCUUAUUGGGAAACUGCAUACUGUUAGGGACAAAUAUAUGUCACCCUCUCCUCCAGUUCCCGCGAACAUUAAGGUGAACAAGUGGGAUUUAUCGGUUGCUUCGAUUUGGAACACUGUAGUAUGGCUGAUGCUGCUAAACUUCUUCAUUAAAAUCGUAACAGCAGCUAGUCAGAACUUUCUGAAAGAACAACAAGAGAAAGAGUUGGUAGCGUUAUCGAAUGAUUCCUUCGAAUCAAAUCUGUCAACUUCUAAAUCCAUUCAGGCAUUCGAUAUAUAGUUUAAUCGUAGUUCC